Messenger RNA from Juglans regia (Persian walnut), 1142 nucleotides. Its product is annotated as probable calcium-binding protein CML36. Gene Ontology annotation, molecular function: calcium ion binding. NCBI's taxonomy places the organism in Eukaryota, Viridiplantae, Streptophyta, Magnoliopsida, Fagales, Juglandaceae. The transcript has a single exon. The coding region runs from base 174 to 866 and encodes 230 amino acids. The record is from RefSeq and is a predicted model, not a curated record.
CUUGAAAUGCUCAGAGGAAGCUUCCUCGAAGCUGCCAUGCCACUCCAUUCAUUCCAAGCAUUUAACACCCCAUCCUUCCACCUUCUUUCCACUCAAACCUCUCUUCUUCCUCUCUUUCCUUUCUACGUUUUUUCCUACUGUUUCUUUGCCUCUUUGGUUCUCUCAUUUUUGCCAUGAAGCUCGUCAAGAUCAACCAGCUCAACCCGAAGAACCUCAUUGUCAGCCCGACACGCUUAUUUCGGUCCAAAAAGGACCGGUCCUCUGUAUCCAGGUCCGACCCAUCUUCUUUCGGCUCCGGGACGUCGUCGGCAUCGAGUUCCGAUGCAUCCACGUCACACCAAAAGCCUGGUUCCGGCGUCGGCAUCACCAAUCUUGGGACCCCCAAGAGUGUUUUGCCCGAGAUAUUGGGUAACUGGUCCGAUUCCUCGGCAGAUAUGAACGUCGAACUUGCGCAAGCGUUCAGGCUCACAGACAGAGAUGACGACGGGUUAGUGUCGAGAAAAGAGCUGCAGGCUCUUCUGAGCCGGAUCGGAGCCGAGCCUCUGAGCGAGGAGGAAGUGAAGAUGAUGCUGAACGAGGUGGAUCGGGACGGAGACGGGCACAUAAGCUUGGAAACGUUGCUGAGCCGGUUCGGUUCGGCUUGUGGACCGGCUUGCGACUCGGAGCUGCGCGAGACGUUCGAUAUCUUCGACGCGGAUCACGACGGGAGGAUCACGGCGGAGGAGCUGUGGGGAUUUUUCACGGCCAUGGGGGACGAACAGUGCACGUUAGAGGACUGCCGGCGCAUGAUAGCCGGGGUGGACAAGAACGGCGACGGGUUUGUGUGUUUCGAGGACUUCUCGCUCAUGAUGGAGCUGCAGAGAUGAAGUGAUGAUAUGAUACCAUCGUAUAUGAAUGAUGAUAAAAAUGAUGAUCAUGCGAUGACGUGGCUCCCGAUUUUCAAGAUAAUGAAAAUCCUUUGUAUUUUAUAGUGUUUCCGUUUUGGUUGUAAGGUUUUUAUGGGAGCCGAGAGCGAUCAAAGGGAAUUGAGAUCUUGACGAUUGUGAAAUCGACGGCUGUCGUUGGUCAAAGUUUAAGUCGAGAAUGAAUUUGUGUUCGGUUUUUAACGUAUGAAUAUUAACUUGUCUUGAGCAUUUUCCUUU